AUGACGAACAAUAUUGACGUCCACUACGCCACCGAGGCUGAGGCGGUCGCCCUUGGUGGUGUUAAUAUAGCCAGUUUUAGAAAUCAACAAAUGUGGCUAAAUGCUUUGCCGGGAAUCGACCCCGAGGUCUGUAUCCCGAUGAAGCAGGCUCGCUGUCUUGAGAAAAUGGCGUCCCCUGAUAUUCAUGUCUUCUCUGCAGUGGAUACCAGUGUCGAUCGGGUAGUGGGGUAUGCCCGGUGGACAAUCCCCUGGGAAGAAAGUAAAGUCGAGUUAUCCGAGGCGGGCAGGGUGAUGGUGGAGAAUGCGAAAAGUUUGAGACCGAAAGAGAUGAGAGAAGAUAUCUGGGAACUGAGCUUCAAGCUGAUGAAAGAGAAAAGGGCAGCCAAUGUCAACAAAGAUGAUAUGAUUUUGGAUAUUCUAGCCAUUUCGCCCGAAUACCAAGGAAAAGGGAUCGGUAGCAAACUACUACAGUGGGGGACUCAACGCGCUGAUGCCCGGAAUGCGCGAAUCUAUCUUGAGGCCACUGUUGAGGGAUACCCGCUCUAUCGCAAGUACGGGUGGCACGAAGACAUUCCUGAGGCCGUAGAAUGUGUCCAAACGGCGUUUGCCGACGAUCCGUAUUUCCACUGGCUAUUCGAUUCUUCAGAAUACAAUAUCCACCGGAACGCCGCCUCCCUCGCCGCCCACUUCGAAUAUGGCUUGAACUGCAAGACCCCGAUGUACGUCGCCAAGGUCCCUAUCAGUGAUAAGCACCCUCGCUCGGUCGUCGGCGUCAGCUGGUGGUUCUCCCCCCAACCGGCCUCCAAGCCCGUGUCCUGGUCCGUCUGGGCCCAGGACUGGCUCCUCUCCUUUCGCCAAUUCCUCUUCAACGUACGCUUCGGCGGACGCGGUGGCCUCAAUCUCCACCGGUAUUACAUGUGGAAGGAGAUGCAGCGGAAAACCCACGACGUAGUCUGGACCGACCCGCGCGGGUAUUACUUCUGUAAUGUCUUGGCUGUGAGCUCGGAAAUGCGCGGGAUGGGGCUGGGCCGGAAGCUGGUGGAGGUUGUCACGCAGCAGGCGGAUCGGGAUGGCAUGCCAUGUUAUUUAGAGAGCUCGAAGGGAGUUCCGAAUAUCAUAAUUUACGAGAAACUGGGUUUUAACUUGGUUACGGAGAUUGAUUGUGUGGAUGGGAAUGAUGCUUGCAAGCUGUAUUGUAUGGUUCGGAAGCCGCAGGUUAAGGCUUAA
Molecule: messenger RNA, 1227 nt
Organism: Aspergillus pseudotamarii
Lineage: Eukaryota; Fungi; Ascomycota; Eurotiomycetes; Eurotiales; Aspergillaceae
Product: acyl-CoA N-acyltransferase
Exons: 5
Coding region: 1-1227 (408 amino acids)
Molecular function (GO): acyltransferase activity, transferring groups other than amino-acyl groups
Source: RefSeq, a predicted model, not a curated record